GUCGCGUGCUUCAACAUUUCCUGGCUCCUACCUCGUGGCGCAUCGUGCAUCCUCUACUCACGCAUCCAGCAGCCUGCCACGCAGUCCUCGCAAUGAAGACGAAGCCUGCAUUCCGGCCACCCGGCGAUGGAGCGCCACCGGAAAUCGACUUUCGUGCAACGGUCGUCGUGUUUCGCCACCCCGCCUACCCAAAUGCCGCCCCUCCGCUGUUGCAACUUGGCGCUUGGGACGAGGAUGAAGAUGGAAACAGCGGCCUCGAUUACGACACGGCACUCGUGGCGUGUGGCAUCAUUGCGAACAACGCCUUCGCUUCUGGCAGGCUGGCCGUAAAAAGCGACGGCACGUUUCAGACCGUACCUCGUCCCCCGAAUAAUCUUUUGCGCGCGCCAACGUACUACUUCUGCAUUGGAGACAAUGACCCGAGUUCGAACAAGUAUCCUGUUGUUCCGUCCUUCGACCACUGGCGAUUCUCGCCCACGCUCCCGUCGCCGUGGGACAGCCUCCAGAUAGCGCCCUUUGCGGGAGUUGCCGGUGUGGGCCCUGCGGACGUGGUCCGCUGUCGUGAUGUGACAUGCCGCAUCUCUGGGCACGAAAAUUCCCGCGAGGCAGCGCACAUCAUACCGAUCGCAGAUGGAUAUUGGUUCCAGGCCAACCGCAUGUCCAGGUACUGCCGAAACCCAAGCGUUGUUCACCAUGUCAUGGAUGACAAAAACAUCCUCCUUCUCCGGUCCGACCUUCAUUCCAUUUUCGACGCAAGACGCUUCACCUUUACCGCCAAGUUUGGCGUCAACCCCACCUCAGCCUCCUCUCCAACAGGUUCGGGUUCGGCUGUUACCCUCGUCCUGCACGUGCUGCGGCCCGGUCUCUCCAGCGAGCUCGUGCACUUGUACCACAACAGACAGCUGCAGCCGGUUCGUGGCCUCGCGCCCGAGUUCCUGUUCGCGCGCUUUGCCUGGUCGCUGUUCACAGACGAAUUAUAUCCAUUUUUUAGUGGCAUGUCACUCUACAACGUACUGCUUUACAACAGAGACACGAUGGAGCUAGAGGAGGACAGUCUACCAGGGCACGCCAUCCACGCGAAAAUGAGGGUAUUUCCGACCUACACCACCACCGGGAGUAAAAGCCCUAGAAAGCGACCACGUGACGAGGCGCCCGGGGAGGGCGUUUCCAGCGGCGACGACGAGGACACGUCUAGCGAUGAGGAUGAGGUGGAUCCGAGACCAGCUAGGGGAGCGCGACCCCUGACUGCCGCAGACCUGUACAAAGAGGAGAGGCGCUUACUAUAUGGGGACGACGCGGUGUCCUCCGACGAGGAGGACAGACGGGGCCGGACCAUGAAGCGCAGGUUUGAGGACUUUGAGUCGCCGCCCCCCGGCUUGGGUGCCUCCUUUAGGACGGCGUCAGAGGCCAGCAUGUCGACGGCGCCGUUCGGAGUCACGCACGAGGCAGCGGCCGCAGCGGCCGGCUUGGGAAAUGCAACCUGCUUGCAGAAGGACGGCGUCCAUGGGCGAGAGGGCAAGAGGCAGCGCGCUCUGGAGGGAGGGAGAGGAUCCCCGGACAGGCUGAGCGAGAACUAAAGUACCAAAACUCCUUGCGGGUGAAGUCUGCGCAUUGGGCCCGGAAUCUUGCAGGAAAGUCGUCGACGGCAGGGGUCGGCGGCCAGAGGCCACCGCAUGCCGGCGUCGGGUGCUAUCCUGACGACUUGGGGCGAUGUCGUCACAUACUCACCUCGAACAGAUAGUGAGGCCGCCGCCAGCGGGAGCGUGGAGGUCAUGACAUCGCAAGCAGUCUUCUGCCAGGUUAGACUAACCGUCAUUAGGAUAGCGAGAGGUCAAGAGUAGGAGGAGUUUGUUCAGCGAAACUCGACGUGCACCAAAACCCAGCCGACACCGCCUACCGGACGGAGCGAAGCGAGGGGAGGUAGGUAGGUGGAGGGUUAUAUAUAAAAAGUCGUAAUCGGAUUUGCCUGAUCGAAGCGAUUGAAGCGAUUGAAGCGAUUAAAGCGAUUAAAGCGAUUAAAGCGA
This is a messenger RNA of Gaeumannomyces tritici R3-111a-1, 2024 nucleotides long. RefSeq lists its product as hypothetical. The record is from RefSeq and is a predicted model, not a curated record. Lineage: Eukaryota; Fungi; Ascomycota; Sordariomycetes; Magnaporthales; Magnaporthaceae. The transcript is spliced from 2 exons. The coding region runs from base 93 to 1577 and encodes 494 amino acids.